Molecule: messenger RNA, 441 nt
Organism: Staurois parvus
Lineage: Eukaryota; Metazoa; Chordata; Amphibia; Anura; Ranidae
Source: the annotation of a GenBank genome assembly
AGCCGAAGAUGUUGGCUUGGUCAUGUGAUCAGCUGUGUCCAAUCACAGCUGAUCACAUGGGACAUAUACACUGAUCAUCAGAGCACUGAUGAUCAGUGUGCCCUGAUGAUCAGUGUUGCCCCAGAAAUGCCACCUGUCAGUGUCCAUCAGUGCCAGCUGCCAGUGCUGAACAGUGCUACUUGCCAGUGCCACAUCAAUGCCACAUAUCAGUGCCUACCAGUGCACAUCAAUGCCACAUAUCAGUGCCCAUCUGAGCUGCCUUUCAGUGUCACCCAUCAGUGCCAGUCAGUGCCACCUAUCAAGCCAAUCAGUGCCACCUAUCAGUGAUGCCAAUCAGUGCCACCUAUCAGUGCCAGUCAGUGCCGCUUAUCAGUGCCAGUCAGUGCCGCUUAUCAGUAUGCAUCAGUACCCGUCAGUGCCAGUCAGUGCCGCCUAUCAGUG